AUGGCCAGAACACUCGACCAGAUCCUCGCGGAAGUCCCCAUAACGGAUCUGAGCCACCUGAGAGGUCUUCUCCGGCCAGCUCAGGCUCCCGCCAUUACACCCGACGUAAAGGCCCGCUACGAUGAGCGCCCAGAAGUGUCAGAAUCUCUGCGGAAGUGCGCGGCGCUUUUUAACGAGUUGCAUCCUACUAUGCUGACGGCGGUCUGCAAGCUUUGGAAAACCAGCAUUUUGAUCUACCGAGAAAGUCCGCUAUGGCUCAUGUCACCCCAUCGUGGCCUCUGUUGUCCUGGCAGAUGGGGGGAAACUGAGGACGAACAACAGGCCACAGACAUGAUAGCGCCGCCCCUAUGGGAGCUUGACUUUGUAAAUGGUCUUCAAGACCUCUUUCUACACCCAUUCUUCGCUUCACGGGGGAAUAGCGCGUUUCUCAGACUGUCACUACAAUUUGCUGUCGCGUUUGAGUCUCUAGAGAACCCAGUCUGGAGCAUUUCUGCGCUGGACAUGGACAGAUCGGAUGGUGACACGCGGCCUGUGGGCGGUGCAGGUGGCCGCAUUACAACUCACACCCAAUCGAGUCUCUAUGACAGGCUUCUUAAAUUUCAUGGCUUCUUCCUAAUAUUCAACAACAACGCCAUAUCAGUCGAGACUAGGUUCUUGCUAAAGCUAGGAGAAGAAGUGGCACGCCGGAUGCCCCAACCCCAACGUCUACGUGACCGGCAGGGCAGAGACCCUCGGCACCUUUUCUACGUCGAGGCCCAGAAUUUAGAGCACGUCUAUGCAGCGGCAGACAUGGUCAGUGACAGCCCACAGACUAGAGAGGCUACUAGCAUGUCAUGGGCGCAGUUCAACGAACGCGUGAAAUUACCACUGGAUGCUCCUACCUUGGUGGGCAUUUGUCUCCGAGACGCCUAUCGACACGAGCUUCAUAUGCUACAAUCAUUCAGGGAUGCGACCGCCACCGCAGACGCAGCUAGUGAGGAUGAUGCAUGA
Molecule: messenger RNA, 990 nt
Organism: Clonostachys rhizophaga
Lineage: Eukaryota; Fungi; Ascomycota; Sordariomycetes; Hypocreales; Bionectriaceae
Source: the annotation of a GenBank genome assembly